AUGUAUGUUGCUUGUACGGAACUCUUGAAAUCAAUGAAUGUUAGUGUUAUUGACUUUGCCACCGCUUUGAGAGAUGAGAUAAAGAGUAAAACUAAUUGUCCCUGCUCAACAGGAUUCGGUGGUAACAGACUGCAAGCUCGCUUGGCUACUAAGGAGGCUAAACCCAAUGGACAAUUCUUUCUCACAGCUGAUAUAAUUAAUGAUUUUAUGUAUAAUAUAGAACUGAGUGAUUUACUAGGUGUCGAUAUGAGACCUCACAUAAAUUUGAGUCUUUAG
Messenger RNA from Danaus chrysippus (African queen), 276 nucleotides. Lineage: Eukaryota; Metazoa; Arthropoda; Insecta; Lepidoptera; Nymphalidae. The record is from the annotation of a GenBank genome assembly.